AUGGCGGAGGCAAUAGUUGAUCAAAUCACAACUUGUCUUGUUUCCCCAACUUCGACAUAUCCCAGCACGCAGGUCAUGAACUAUGUCGACACACCGAAUAGCAACCUGAUGUGUUGCAUAUGCCAUGCACCAUUCAUCGACCCGACAACGACGAAAGCAUGCAUGCACACAUUCUGCCGCGACUGUAUCGUAGAAGCGGUCAAACACGCACCACAGUGUCCUAUCGACCGCUUUCCUCUCUCUCCGGACGACCUCGUACCGGCUAACCCCAUCGUGAAACAUCUGGUCGACGAGUUGAUUGUCGAGUGCUCGCAACGCGAGCUGGGCUGUGAGCAUACAUGCCAGCGGCAGCUGCUCGCGUCGCACCUCAAGGACGGGUGUCAAUACGUCACGGUGACGUGCUCGAAGGAGGGAUGCGAGGAGAUCAUCCUGCGCAAGGACAUCGAUAAGCACGCCGAGGAUUGUGGAAGGCGUAUGACCCAGUGCGACGGCUGCGGCGUUACCGUCCGCGUCGGCGAGCUUGACGUGCGUAUACACACUUCCUCCUGCAUCAUCGCUAACACCGGCACCGUCACGCAGAAGCACAACGACGAAUGCCCAUGCAAAACAUUCACAUGCCCAAACUGCCUCUCCGAGCUCCCCCGCUCAGAAUCCCGCACGCACGAGUCGACAUCGUGCCCAGACGCGCUCGUCUCAUGCGAGCACGCGAGCUUCGGGUGCGCGUGGACCGGCACGCGGCGCACGCUCGCGGACGUGCACAGGCCGUCGUGCGCGUACGAGUCGAUCAAGGGCUUCCUCAUGCAUUCCGCGGAGCGGCAGGGCGCGCUCGCUGCGGAGAAUGCGCUUCUCCGGGAGCGCGUGAGCGCGCUGGACGGGCUCACGCAGGCGAUGCGGCGCGAGCUGCAUGCGCUCAAGGCGUCGCUCGGGCCGUGGUAUAGGCCUGGUGGUGGAGAUUUACUGCAGAAUGAAGCGUCGACGUCCUCGACGAACUCUACCUGGUCCCGUCCUACUGUGACUCCGUCUUCGCCUCCUGCAUCUACAUCAUCUGGUGCUGCUUUCUCGGACCCUCGUCUGUCUUUAGCUGCCCCCGAGCCCUUUGACGCAGUAUACUCUACAUCCACAGUACCAUACGAGCACGAAGACCCCCUCGCGUCCUACUUCCCGCCGUCCGAGGACUCCGCACCGCUAACGCCCGCCUCCGCACCCGCCUACGCCACGACACAUACCCGCUCGUACUCGCACUCGCACUCGCACUCUCAAAGCUCAACAACCCCAGCCCACCACGCACACGCCCACCAAUCCCACCCUCACCCCCACGCCCACCAAUCCCACCCUCACCCCCACGCCCACCAAUCCCACCCUCACCCCCACGCACACGCACACACCCUCCCGCCCGCCGCAACCCCCGUCGCGCCCCUAAACCUGAGCACCUCGCUCGAGGGCACCCUCGCGGGCCUGCGCGAGUCCGUCGCCGCCGUCGGCGCGACCGUCGACUCGCUCGCGCGCCGCACGGACAUCGCGCUCACGCACGAGGCGAUGCGCGUCGGCGAGGACGUCGCCUCGCUGCGCUACGCCGUGCAGGGCAUCCGCGUGCAGCUGCACCGCAUGAUGAUGGAUCGCAACGCCCAGGUCACGGGCAGGAUGGGCGAGCCGGGGACGGGGAUGGGGCUGGGUGUAGGGGCAGGGGUUAUCCACCCGCCUAUGCUGUCGCCGCAGUUCCCGGGGCCAUCGCCGGGCACGAAGCUCUGA
Coniophora puteana RWD-64-598 SS2 is the source of this 1749-nucleotide messenger RNA. RefSeq lists its product as uncharacterized. The record is from RefSeq and is a predicted model, not a curated record. Gene Ontology annotation, molecular function: zinc ion binding. Bases 1 to 1749 code for a protein of 582 amino acids. The transcript is spliced from 4 exons. NCBI's taxonomy places the organism in Eukaryota, Fungi, Basidiomycota, Agaricomycetes, Boletales, Coniophoraceae.